This is a messenger RNA of Henningerozyma blattae CBS 6284, 591 nucleotides long. RefSeq lists its product as uncharacterized. Bases 1 to 591 code for a protein of 196 amino acids. The record is from RefSeq and is a predicted model, not a curated record. Lineage: Eukaryota; Fungi; Ascomycota; Saccharomycetes; Saccharomycetales; Saccharomycetaceae. The transcript has a single exon.
AUGCAGAUGGAAAUAUCCGUAUCUUAUCAGGAGUAUGUGUAUAACCGUAUCUUGAAAGACUCCAAGCAAAUGCUCUCACAAUCUCCUAUCGCACAAACACAUUAUAGUUCUCGACUCAGUUGCCGCUCAUCGGUGACUGCUGAGCCAGAUAGCACGUAUGCCGCUACACCACGUGACCGUGCUGCAUAUACUGCUAAUACAAGAAACACAACAACACCUAGCUAUUAUGAUCCACCUCCAAGUUAUACCAUGCUGGCAAACCAAUAUACCUCUGCACAAGAACAACAAGAAAGUGCACCUCGAAGAAAGUCAGGGGUGAAGUGGAAAAACUGGUUCAAUUAUUCGGGGUAUACUGCCCUUUCCACAGGCCAUCAUAAACAAAGGAGGAGCUCACACUCGCAGUCGCAGUCGCAAUCGAAAUCGAAAUCGAAAUCGAGUUCGCUGAAGAAGGAAUCUAAAGAUACCCCUGCCACCAGAGAGGCCCAACUUAAGGAGUUGAAAGAUUUACAACAGCUCAACGACCUGUGGCUGAAAGGAGGGUUCGAAAACCUGCAUGAAGACAUGUUUGACGACUCAAGUGACGAGGAAUGA